Molecule: messenger RNA, 2017 nt
Organism: Myripristis murdjan (pinecone soldierfish)
Lineage: Eukaryota; Metazoa; Chordata; Actinopteri; Holocentriformes; Holocentridae
Product: high-affinity choline transporter 1-like
Exons: 10
Coding region: 73-1731 (552 amino acids)
Biological process (GO): transmembrane transport; acetylcholine biosynthetic process; choline transport
Cellular component (GO): plasma membrane
Molecular function (GO): choline:sodium symporter activity
Source: RefSeq, a predicted model, not a curated record
CGUUCCAUUCCAUAACAAGUUGGCAUCACUGAACAGGAUCUCGAUAGAACUACAGUACUGCAAACCCUGAAAAUGGCAGUGAACUGGCUAGGACUGGUGUCCAUGGGAGUGUUUUACCUGGCUGUACUGGGCAUGGGCGUGUGGGCGUCCAGGAAGUCCAAACGAGAGGAGAAGAAGUGCACUGGGAACCAGAGUGAGGUUGCCAUGGUUGGAGGACGGGACCUCAACAUCUGGGUCAGCAUCUUUACUAUGACAGCCACUUGGGUGGGAGGAGGCUACAUUUUGGGUAGCGCUGAAGUAAUCUACAAUCCUACGAGGGGCUUGGCCUGGGCCACUGGACCACCUGCGUUUUUCCUCAACCUGAUUAUUGGAGCGCUGUUCUUUGUCAAAAAAGUUCGGGUGAAGAAGUAUGUCACCAUCACAGAUCUCUUCCAAGAGAAAUAUGGCAACACUGUGGCUGCCAUUCUCUUCAUCCCCUUUCUCAUCUCGGAUAUCCUCUGGGCAGCAUGCGUGCUUGGCGGAUUGGGAGGAACAGUGAGCGUGGUCAUGGACAUUUCGGCUCCGCUGGCUGUGGUCAUUUCUGCUGCUGUGGCGAUUCUUUACACCUUGCUGGGAGGCUUGUACUCUGUGGCUUAUACUGAUGUCAUCCAGCUGUGCUUCAUACUCCUUGGCUUGUGGUUCUGUGUACCCUUCAUACUUUCCAGCUCCUCGUUUGCUCCCCUCAGUGUUACAGCAGUCACCAAACUCUAUCAGGAGCCAUGGAUUGGCAAACUGGAGCUGGCCGAUACAGGCCCCUGGAUAGAUGACCUGCUGGUGCUGGCUCUUGGAGGUCUCUGCUACCAGGCCUUCUACCAGAGAGUCUUUGCCGCAGCCAGUGAUGCCCAAGCUCAGAUCACCUGUUAUGUUGCAGCAGUCUUCUGCAUCAUCCUUGCCAUCCCUUCAAUACUCAUUGGAGCAGUGGCGGCCUCCACUGAUUGGAACCAGACCACCUUUGGUGUACCCAGCCCAUAUGAACAGGGCAGAGCUGGCAUGAUCUUGCCCAUUGCCCUUCAGUAUCUUUGCCCACCCUUUGUCUCUCUGGUGGGUAUUGGAGCGCUUGCUGCUGCUGUGAUGUCAUCAGUUGACUCUGCCCUCCUGUCUGCUGCUUCUCAGACUGCUCGGAACAUUUACAAGAACAUCAUCCACAAGCAGGCAUCAGAGAAAACAAUCCUGGUGGUGGUCAAGGUGUCAGUCCUCCUGGUCGGGCUGAUUGGGGCAGGCUUGGCCAUGACGAUGUCUUCCAUACUCAUAUUUUGGAUUCUCAGUGCAGAUGUCCUGUAUUCAGUGAUGUUUCCCCAGGUCGUCUGUGUCAUGUUCCUGUCUGAGCAGGUCAACCAGUACGGGGCCUGUGCCGGCCUUGUGGUGGGACUCCUGCUGCGACUGCUGGUCGGGGAGCCUUCAUUGGGCAUUCCUGAACUCCUGCCCCUGCCAGGAGAUCGGAUACAUGAAGAUGGUCACCGUGUGCACUUGUUACCCUUUCGCACUGCCAUCAUGCUCAUCAGCAUUUUAAUUAUUGUGCUUGUGUCACGACUGGCUGUCUGUAUGUCUGAGAGUAGGCUGCUGGGUCAGAACGUCCACAGACCUGUGCAGGGUGACAGACCUGGAUCAGUCCAUAAAGAUGUGGAUGAAACGGAUGAACUAAACCAGGAGCAGCUCCACUUGUCCUCUCUAGGGAGUGUGGAGGCCAGUUAAGUGAGGGAGUUGACACAGAUUACCUUAGGACCAAUGGUUUAACUUUUUCUGUCUAAACGAAAAUUCCCUAAUGUUGUACAAAUUCUUCUGUCUGUUCUUGUAAAAGGAUAAAUGAAACAAUAAUUUACUCAAUAGCCAUUAAAGGCAGCUGUUUCUGACCCACUGGCAUCCUUCCUUCCUUCCCUCCUUCCUUCUAUCCUUCUUUCAUUCAUUCAGACCUAUAUGUAAUCUGGGAUGGCCCUUGAGGGCAAGCUCUUUUUUUCAAGGCCACCGUGAAUACACAAUG